Messenger RNA from Vicia faba (fava bean), 744 nucleotides. NCBI's taxonomy places the organism in Eukaryota, Viridiplantae, Streptophyta, Magnoliopsida, Fabales, Fabaceae. The record is from the annotation of a GenBank genome assembly.
AUGAUAACAUUUUUUCUACGGCUAUUGUUCAGUCCGCAACUACUGGUCGUUCUGCGGCUAUUGUUCAUGCCGCUGGUUCCUCAUGUUGCUCCGCCUCCUCCUCCUCUCAUGAGCAGCAGUGGUGGUACCGGCUCAAACUAUUCAGGUGGUGAACUGCUUCCACCUCCAUCUCCAGGCCUUGCAUUUAGUACUGUAAAGAGUACGUUUACAUACGAGGAGUUGGCACGUGCAACGGAUGGCUUCUCUGAUGCUAACCUCCUUGGACAAGGUGGAUUUGGAUAUGUUCAUAGAGUUAUUCUCCCUAAUGGCAAAGAGGUUGCUGUUAAGCAGCUAAAAGCUGGAAGUGGACAAGGAGAACGCGAAUUUCAAGCUGAAGUUGAGAUUAUUAGCCGUGCUCACCAUAAACAUCUUGUUUCUCUUGUUGGAUACUGCAGCACUGGGUUUCAGAGGUUACUUGUUUAUGAGUUUGUUCCAAACAAUGCAUUGGAAUUCCAUUUACAUGGAAAUGGACGACCAACUAUGGAUUGGUCAACAAGACUGCGAAUUGCUUUAGGAGCUGCAAAAGGAAUUGCUUAUCUUCAUGAAGAUUUUCAUCCUAAGAUCAUUCAUCGUGAUAUUAAAGCGUCUAACCUCCUUCACGCGAGCUUCUUUUCCGCCAGCUAUCACCCUCCGUUUCCGCGUAAGUUUCUGCACAUACCACUCAAUCAUGUAGUGGCUCUGUUUCUUUUAUUCUUUUUAAUUUAG